Messenger RNA from Portunus trituberculatus (swimming crab), 1409 nucleotides. Its product is annotated as compound eye opsin BCRH2. NCBI's taxonomy places the organism in Eukaryota, Metazoa, Arthropoda, Malacostraca, Decapoda, Portunidae. Bases 99 to 1232 code for a protein of 377 amino acids. The transcript has 9 exons. Gene Ontology annotation, cellular component: membrane. The record is from RefSeq and is a predicted model, not a curated record. Gene Ontology annotation, biological process: visual perception; G protein-coupled receptor signaling pathway. Gene Ontology annotation, molecular function: G protein-coupled receptor activity.
UAAACCCGGUAAAAGACAGACACGGCACGAAGGAGCUUCAUUCCGUUUCGUCAGUAGUUCUGGACAGAGGCAGACCUUACGAUCACCCUUCCAUCACCAUGGCUAACUCCACUGGACCACAGAUGGCUUUCUACGGGUCUCAGGAUAUGACCUAUGGAUAUCCCGAAGGUGUGACUAUUGUGGACUUUGUUAGGCCUGAAAUCAAGCCGUACGUCCACCAGCACUGGUACAACUAUCCCCCCGUCAACCCCAUGUGGCACUACCUCCUUGGUGUCAUCUACCUGUUCCUUGGAUUCAUUUCCAUCAUUGGCAACGGCCUGGUGAUCUACCUGUUCGCCAAAUGUCAGGCUCUUAGGACUCCCGCUAACAUCCUCGUGGUGAACCUCGCUCUGUCUGACCUCAUCAUGUUGACCACCAACGUUCCCUUCUUCACCUACAACUGUUUCUGUGGUGGUGUUUGGAUGUUCAGCACUGCCUAUUGUGAGAUCUACGCUGCCCUGGGUGCUGUUACUGGCGUGACCAGCAUCUGGCUGUUAUGCUUUAUCUCCUUCGACAGGUACAACAUUAUCUGCAAUGGUUUCAAUGGACCGAAGCUGACCACCGGCAAGGCCAUCUUCCUGACCUGCAUCGGCUGGACCAUCUCUAUUAGCUUUGCCAUUGCUCCUUUCUUCGGCUGGGGCAAGUACAUCCUGGAGGGUAUCCUGACUUCCUGCAGCUACGACUAUCUCACUCAGGACUUCAACACCAGGAGCUACAACAUUGUCAUCUUCGUCUUCGACUAUUUCCUCCCGGCCGCUAUCAUCAUUUUCUCUUACGUGUUCAUCGUCAAGGCUAUCUUCGCUCACGAGGCCGCUAUGCGCGCACAGGCCAAGAAGAUGAAUGUGGCAACCCUCCGCUCCGGCGAAGCCGAAUCUCAGCGUGCAGAGAUCCGUAUCGCUAAGACAGCCCUUGUCAACGUUUCUCUGUGGUUCAUCUGUUGGACUCCCUACGCUCUCAUCAGUCUACAGGGUGUGUUGGGCAACUUGACUGGAAUCAAUCCCCUCGUCACCACCCUGCCCGCCAUGCUGGCCAAGUCCUGCUCAUGCUACAAUCCUUUCGUGUACGCCAUCAGCCACCCCAAGUACCGUCUGGCCAUUACCCAGUACAUGCCUUGGUUCUGCGUGCACGAGACGGAAAAGAAGAGUACUGAUGACUCCCAGUCUACCGCCACUGUAGCUCAGGACAAGGCCUAAGCAGUAGGAUACCGACUGAAACGCCACAAGAUACGAUAACGAACUCCUGACACGUUACGACUGAAACCUUCGAUCACCCGACAAUGCGCACGAUACUUCAUCGAACCCUACGUCCUUAAAUCCCCAAACAAGAGGCCUCUUGGUGUCUACCAAUACCAAUAAAUCCCAGCAAUUGUU